This is a messenger RNA of Anoplopoma fimbria (sablefish), 1157 nucleotides long. RefSeq names its product granulocyte colony-stimulating factor-like. Gene Ontology annotation, molecular function: cytokine activity. Gene Ontology annotation, biological process: positive regulation of myeloid cell differentiation; immune response. NCBI's taxonomy places the organism in Eukaryota, Metazoa, Chordata, Actinopteri, Perciformes, Anoplopomatidae. The transcript has 5 exons. Bases 211 to 843 code for a protein of 210 amino acids. Gene Ontology annotation, cellular component: extracellular region. The record is from RefSeq and is a predicted model, not a curated record.
CGCGCAGGUGAGCUGUGUCUGUGACGCAACAGGCAGCUUCGUCACUUCGGGUUUAGUCGGUGACUCCGAGGAUCCGUCAAUGGAAACCCCCGCAGCAGCGCCGCCACAUAAAAGCUCCAAACGGCUGCAAAUGGAAGCUGACAGAGACUUUACCGAGUCUACCGGCGGACAGAGCCCGAACCCGAGACACCGACAGCCGCCCUGACAGACAUGAUCCCCCCGACCGUCUACGCUCUGCUGCAGUGCUUCCUGUUGGCAGAUUUCAUCCAAUCAGCUCCCGUCAUCUCGCCAUCCGACCCGUCGGUGGCGCUCAGAGAGGCGUCCGAGCGAGCGAAGACGCUGGUGGAGAAAAUCCUGAGAGACGUGGUUGCCGUGCACGCCGCCACCGUCACCAUCGAGGGUUUGACCCUUGACUCCGCCCACACGACCAACCUGCAGAUGAUGGUGACAUCACUGGGCAUCCCCCCCGCCCCCGUCCUCAAACCGCCGUCAGAAGGCUUCACGCUGGACGUCUGUGUGAACCGCAUGUCAGCCGGCAGCCGUCUGUACCAAGGGCUGCUGGGAGAUUUAUCUGGAAGACUGAGCGGACUGAGCGACCUGCAGGCCGACCUGAGAGACCUGCAGACACACAUCACCAAGGUGAAGGAGGCGGCUCAGCUCGGCGCCGGCGUCGAGGCGGAUCAGAUCCAGAGUCUGGACCUGGCCUCCCGUCUCCAUGGUGACUACGGCGUGCAGGUGGCGGCUCACCUGACGCUGACGCAGCUCCGCUCCUUCUGUCACGACAUGAUCCGCAGCCUGAGAGCUGUCGCCACCUACAGGCCCCGCCUUGCAGGUACACGCUAAGCCCCGCCCACCAGGAGCACACAAGGCGAUGAAACGAAACACUAUAGGCAUCCAAAGGUCGUGACCUUUACCAACGGCAGCCUGUUUCUCCGUGCAGUGCAUCAUGGGAGUUAUUUCAUGAAGGAGUUCCUAAAAGAAACGUUUCAUACAAAGACGUGACGUCUUCGUCUGGAGCAACGAGAUCCUACUCCAUGAAUAUUCAUACGUUCAUCAAACAUCAGAACCUCAUCUGAGAACUGCAUCCAGAUGAAGGAAGGAAGGAAGGAAGGAAGGAAGGAAGGAAGGAAGGAAGGAAGGAAGUCCAAAACAAAAAC